AUGGUGCUGCCCUCCUUUCCCUGGAAAAGCAUCAACAGAGUGGACAAGGUCCUCGGGACGGAGCCAGAUCUUGGGGAAGAGCUGGCUUUGGCAAGAAUCAACGACCUCUGUCGAAGUGUACAACAAGUCCAUGCUCCUGGAGCAUUCAUUGUCAUCGCCACCGAUGGCCUUUGUUACAAUGAUAUUCUCGGUAUACCUGACGAAGAUGCCUGGAACUACGGAUCCGCAAUUCGAGCACUUGCAAGAGAGCGUGGGUAUUCAUGCAUCAAGUUCUCUCGAUUGAUGAAUCUGCUCGGACUCUACACCGAGCCGGAGAUAUCGAAGGAAAAGUACUUGGAGCUCUGUGAACCCGCUCGAAGACAGCUCGCCUCGACCUACGGCGACCCAAGUUUCGAUGCCGACGCGUUUCUGAAGACUGAUGAGGAUUACAUGCGCACCUACCUGGGUUACUCCAAGUUUUUGACCAAAGACUUGGCUUACAGUCCUGUCGUGGCCUCUCUUCCAAGCCGCAAGAAGUUCAAAGCACUCGUAAAGGUCAUUGGAAAGGAAAUGAUUGCCGGGGGUGUUGUGAGUUGA
Lasiodiplodia theobromae is the source of this 576-nucleotide messenger RNA. RefSeq names its product Pyoverdine biosynthesis. The record is from RefSeq and is a predicted model, not a curated record. The transcript is spliced from 2 exons. The coding region runs from base 1 to 576 and encodes 191 amino acids. Lineage: Eukaryota; Fungi; Ascomycota; Dothideomycetes; Botryosphaeriales; Botryosphaeriaceae.